ACCUCCCUUUUCUCUCCGGAAGUUUGACUGGAGAAUAUUUUCUCUUUUUUCGAUAGACAUUUUCGCAAGUCUGUUCGCAGAUUUACAAAGAACUCAGUGGGAUAUGGAGUGAGCCAGGGGAGGUAAACCAUGGGUUAUGAACUGAACAGAUUUGAAGGUGACGUUGAUGAGGAGCUUGUGUGUCCUAUCUGUGGUGGUGUGCUGGAAGAACCCCUGCAGGCGCCGUCCUGUGAGCAUGCGUUCUGCGCCUCGUGCAUUCAGGAGUGGUUGACGCGACAACCAACGUGUCCGGUGGAUCGUAACCCCAUCACACCAAACCAGCUGAAGCCAGUACCUCGUAUACUGCGCAACCUCCUCUCCAGGCUACAGAUUAACUGUGAUAAUGCCAGUUUUGGCUGUACAGUGGUUGUAAAGCUAGACAUGUUGCCUAACCAUCUGAAUGAAUGUGAGUUCAACCCAAAGAAGCCAGUCCAUUGUGAUCUGGGCUGCGGACUGGUUGUGCCAAAAGAUGAACUUAAGGAGCACAACUGUGUGAGAGAGUUACGGAACCUGGUGCAGCAGCAGAACCAGAAGAUAGCAGAGAUGCAGACAGAGAUAGCGGAACACAAACUGCAGAUCAACGAGCAAAAACGGGAAUUGCAGCUUCUCAAGGAGUACAUGCGGUCGAUGAGAGUGUCCAACCCUCGGAUGAGAGAGAUCCAGACAGAGAUGGAGCAGUCUGACAUCGUCAGAUGGACCAACAGCUUGGUGACUGCCCGUGUGACCCGCUGGGGUGGGAUGAUCUCCACCCCUGACGCCGUGCUGCAGGCAGUGAUCAAGCGUUCUCUGAUAGACAGCGGCUGCCCCUCCCACAUCGUCAACGAGCUGAUGGAGAACGCUCAUGAACGGCGGUGGCCGGCCGGUCUGGCCACCCUGGAAACACGGCAGCUCAAUAGGAGACAGUAUGAGAACUAUGUCACCAAACGUAUACCAGGCAAGCAGGCGGUGGUUGUGACGAGCAUCGAGAACCAGCACAUGCCGGAGGAUCUGAUCAUGGAGCCAGGCCUAGUGAUGAUCUUUGCUCACGGAGUAGAGUGAGGGGCACAGGCUGUACUUAGGUAGAUGGUCUUUAGAAGGAAUUCAGAAUAUCUGCUGCUUCACAGAUUGGGUCAUCAUAUUUGUUUGAUACAUUGUUGUACAUUGUUAUUUAUUUAUUUACUCAUUUUUCAUUUUUUCUUUCACAUUGUUUAGUUUUCAUUGUUUCCAUCACCGUUUGCCGACCAUUUCUGUUUUGCGUUUACCAAUAAUAUAUUUAUAUUUUCUAA
Molecule: messenger RNA, 1304 nt
Organism: Dreissena polymorpha
Lineage: Eukaryota; Metazoa; Mollusca; Bivalvia; Myida; Dreissenidae
Product: E3 ubiquitin-protein ligase NRDP1-like
Exons: 9
Coding region: 130-1077 (315 amino acids)
Biological process (GO): regulation of canonical NF-kappaB signal transduction; positive regulation of JNK cascade; tumor necrosis factor-mediated signaling pathway
Cellular component (GO): plasma membrane signaling receptor complex
Molecular function (GO): ubiquitin protein ligase activity
Source: RefSeq, a predicted model, not a curated record